Vicugna pacos (alpaca) is the source of this 3456-nucleotide messenger RNA. NCBI's taxonomy places the organism in Eukaryota, Metazoa, Chordata, Mammalia, Artiodactyla, Camelidae. The record is from RefSeq and is a predicted model, not a curated record.
CGAAUCUCAUCUCCUAUUUCCCCUGAGAGGAGUGGCUCGUUAUUCGCUAAUUCAGGCUAAUUCAGUGUUCACAGCGACAUUACAAGACAAGACUACUACAACAAUGAGACUGGGCUGUACCUGUAAUCGUCGCUGUUACCUGUUAGAGCGAAGACUCUGACCCUCAGUGCUUAGCACAGGGCCUGACGUAGUCAAAGUUCUCAGUAAAUACUUGAUAAGAUGAAUGGAUGUUUACUUACUGGUCUGGGAUAAAAGUGAAAGUGGGGACUGGCAUUGCACGGCGAGCUGGAAGACACAUAGUGGAUCUGUGUGGCGUGUGACAUGGGCCCAUCCUGAAUUUGGACAGGUUUUGGCCUCCUGUUCUUUUGACCGGACAGCUGCCGUAUGGGAAGAAAUAGUAGGAGAGUCGAACGACAAACUGCGGGGACAGAGCCACUGGGUGAAGAGGACAACUCUAGUGGACAGUAGAACGUCCGUUACCGAUGUGAAAUUCGCGCCUAAGCACAUGGGCCUCAUGUUAGCGACCUGCUCAGCAGAUGGUAUUGUGAGGGUGUACGAGGCGCCAGAUGUCAUGAACCUCAGCCAGUGGUCCCUGCAGCACGAGAUCUCAUGCAAGCUGAGCUGCAGUUGUAUUUCUUGGAACCCUUCAAGCUCUCGUGCUCACCCACCCAUGAUAGCGGUCGGAAGUGAUGACAGCAGCCCCAAUGCAACGGCCAAGGCUCAGAUCUUCGAGUAUAAUGAGAACACCAGGAAAUAUGCAAAAGCUGAAACCCUUAUGACGGUCACAGACCCUGUGCAUGACAUUGCAUUUGCUCCAAACUUGGGACGGUCUUUCCACAUUCUCGCCAUAGCAACCAAAGACGUGAGGAUUUUUACGUUAAAGCCUGUGAGGAAAGAACUUACAUCCUCUGGUGGGCCGACAAAAUUUGAAAUCCAUAUAGUGGCUCAGUUUGAUAAUCAUAAUUCUCAGGUCUGGCGAGUGAGUUGGAAUAUAACAGGAACAGUGCUGGCGUCCUCAGGAGAUGACGGCUGUGUGAGACUGUGGAAAGCUAAUUACAUGGACAAUUGGAAGUGUACUGGGAUCCUCAAAGGUAACGGGAGCCCAGUCAGUGGGAGUUCUCAGCAGGGAAGCUCAAAUCCUCCCCUAGGGUCCAAUGUCCCAAAUCUUCAAAAUUCAUUAAAUGGAUCUUCUGCUGGCAGAAAGCACAGCUGAGUCCCAGCUAACUGGAGUAACUUGCUGUUUUGCUGCUUGUUGCAUGCACACAGGAAUGGGACGCGAGCUCCUUUCCCCCUUCCCCAGCGCCGUUUGACCUCUCCCAAGAUACACCAGCAGCCUGCUUCCUACUAAACGCAAUCCAAAAGGCCUUUAAAAAUACAGUGUACAUCUUUUUUGUUUUUUUGGACUAGCCCGUUUAUUGACACUAUUUGAAAUUUUCAGAUUAUAAACAGAGAGGCUUUUUGUUGAGACAUUGUCACCAAAACAAUUUUUUGAAAUGUUUCUGAAACUAACGUGGGUUUUAAAAUGAAAGGAUGUUACUGCCAUCUUUAUUAGUCGUUGGGAGGAGGGAAGAUACCACUUUAUUCCACCUGAAAAAUAUAUUCAGGCUUCUGUCUUUUAUUGUCUAAAACAAGCUAAAAUGAAUUUCUAUAAUUUUAAUUUGAAGAUUGAAUAAAUAUUUUUCAUAAAGAUUGUUUUGAGUGCUAAUUUGUUCACCUUUUGUAGAAUUGGUUUAUACAUGAUAUUAUUCAGUACAACUCUGUUAUUUGUAAUAUUUCAAAAAUAUUAGUGAAGGAGUGAGAGAAGUAGUAGUGGAAUGAAAAGUAACUUGACUGUACAGUUUGUAGCCAAACUAAACAUUUGGUAUAGCUCCUGAUAGUUUGGUAGUAAAGUGAAAGCACCUUUGUAAGUUUUCAAUUCACAUUCGCUAGCGAGAAAUGUUUCUAAUAUGUGCUUUUGUAUAUUUUUAUGGCUUGAUUUUUCCUUCAAGUCAAAGUUUGGAAACACACUACAAGAAUCCGUUCAAAUUCUGCUAAAAUUGUGUGUGCACAUUAACCUCCACAUUCUGUGUCCCAGGGUUUUCUUAAUUUUGUUGGUGCUUAAUUUAGUUUGCAUCAUCUGAUGUCAGAGCUAUAAAUGGUGGCGAAAAUGCUUAAGUGUUAAGGGUAAGUUAUAAAAUGGUAGAAGAGUAACCAUAGAACAUAUUUUUUGAGACCUUUUACUUAUCAAAAUUUUGUAUUCUAAGGUUUUUGCAGAAAAACAGCUAAGUAUAUUCAGAGAUUGUGUUUCUUUGCGAGUACCUUGCAGUGGCUGGCUGUACCAUGUGCAAGUGCGCCUGAGUUGGUUCUCGGUGUCUGGUGAGCACUGAGAAACGUGUGCUGAGGCUACAGAUGAUGCGUUGCUUAAGGGGAAAGCUUAUUUGGUUUGUAAAUUACAGAAGAGUGUCAGAUAUGUUUCUGAGAGAUAAGAGUUUAAAUUAUAAAAUUAAUGUCUUUUGUAACAUUCAUACUGAUAUUUUUUUUUAACAUUUUAAGUUUAACAGAUUAUAUUUCUUUUUUCAAGUUUCUAUACUUGCUUAAGCAAGCCUGAUUUGAGUAAGGGUCUUGAUUUUGCUGUUAUGUUCUGUUAGUUUUGGCAUGAAUAUACUAAAGGUUUUUUUUCUAGCAUGUGUUUUUUCCUCUUUGGUUCUCUUUGUAUUUACUACUUUUCUCUUUUUCUUCUGUUUUUUCUUUUCUUUUUUCCCUGUUGUUUUGUUUUGGUGUUUUGUUCCUGUCUUCAUUGUUUCAGGUAUUUCUUUCCCCCUCUGGAUUCCCCACGGGCUGGAUCAAGAUGGUCCAGUUAUGCCCAGCUCCUUCCUCCUCCUCCUCCUCCUCUGGUAGAGCACUCUUGCGAUGCUGACACUGCCAACCUCCAGUAUCCUCACCCUCGCAGACGGUCUCUCUCUCGGCCUCUUAAUCCCUUACCUGAGAAUGAAGGGGUUUAAAAAACACUGAUUUAACACUUAAAGGCCUUAUUCAAGUGCUUGUAAAUGCUUUCAUUCCUGGCUUUUUGUUUUUCUUCAUUUUCUUUCAGAAGAUUUUUCUAACUUAGGGUUUGUCUUGCAUGUAUUACAACCAGAACAUGGUGUUUGGAACCUAAAUGUGCUUGUGCUUCUGCAUCAAAGGAAUCUUUGCUUUGUUGGUUGAUAACCUUUGAUGAAAUGAGACGUGUGCACACAACGUUAGCUGUGAAAGUUACACACAGUGCUGACUUCAGAGUGCCUGUUCUGUACAUUUUAUUUUGAACUGUUCUGGUGUAAGUUUCUUAUGGUUUGUCACACUGGUUAAUGUGAAGCCUUAUCAUAAAGUUCACUUUGUCUUUGAGACAUAAGAAAAAAUUUUUUCAAUUUUACAGGCUAAUGUUGCAAAUGAAUAGUUUGUAAAAUAAAUCAUUCCUGUGUAUAAAGCAGCAAAGCAUAA